This is a messenger RNA of Plasmodium gonderi, 1989 nucleotides long. RefSeq names its product ribophorin I. The transcript is spliced from 5 exons. Bases 1 to 1989 code for a protein of 662 amino acids. Gene Ontology annotation, cellular component: oligosaccharyltransferase complex; membrane. The record is from RefSeq and is a predicted model, not a curated record. Lineage: Eukaryota; Apicomplexa; Aconoidasida; Haemosporida; Plasmodiidae.
AUGAAAUUCAUGAAACUAUUGCUUAUAAACGUGUUGCUGAUAUUCUUCGCCAGAGGGAAGUUAAAUCUGAAGCAGUACACAAAUUUGGUAGAGCUAGAUAUACAAUUUUUAAAUACAUAUAAAAAUGAAUUAAAAGAAAAAUAUGUAGGAAAUGACAACUGCAUAACGUAUGUACAUAUUACGAAAUAUUUUCAUUUAAAAAAAAAUCAUGUUGAAAUUAUCAUAAGGGGUGAUUUAAAAAAUAAGAGUGAUAAAACUGUUGACAAUUUUAUCUUUUUCCUUCCAUACCAUGAGGCUUUUCAAGCCACCACUCUUCAUGUGAAAGACAAGAACGAAAACCAUCUGAGAUAUCAAAUAUUGAAAGAAGUUCAAGACAAUGGGAAGGGCAUCAAAGUAGACCCUUUCAAUGAAGACUAUGACUUGGAACAGUUCCAAGUUAAAGUAUACAAAGUGAUGUUAAACAAAAAGUUACAUAAAAAUGAAAAAAUAUCUGUAGAAUAUGCAUACAGUAUUGGACAAGCUUAUUACCCAUUCCCAGUUGAUAUAUCCCUGAUGGAAAAUCAAAAUCUUUUAUUUUAUUUUUCUUCCAAAAUUUUAUUACCAUACAAUGUAGAAGAAAAAGAAGAAAUAAAAAUAUUUUUGUGCAGAAAUUGCACAAUUGUGCAAAUGGAGGAUCACAACUUUUUAAAAAAUUUCGAAAAAAUGAACGAUGAUACAUAUUUUUAUGAAAAAAAAAAAAAAAACGAAUUGAAUGCAUUUUCCUUGGGAUAUAAGGUUUUAUUUUAUUUCCAAUCAAAUAACAAUUUGGGAUAUUUUGAAAAGGUAGUAAAGGACAUUAAAAUAUCACAGCUUGGAUAUAUAUACGAAAAGGAAGAAUAUAUUUUACAUAACAAUGCAGCACGGGUAAAUAAAUUUGAUAGAUAUAUUCUUAGCGAUCUUGAAAAUAAGCACACAUCAGGUGAAAAGGAACCAAAGAACGAACAAACCACCAUUAUUUACUCCAUGAAAUCGAAAAUAAAUUAUGAUAUAUAUGAAUAUGAAUACUUUGAUGAUAUAGGAAAAAUAUACCUGAUUCGAGCUGAAGAAAUUUAUGAUAAGAAAAAGGAAAAAAGUCUUAUUCAAUUUGAUAUCAGGCCAAGAUAUCCCCUUUUGGGUGGUUGGAGAGCACAUUUUUUUAACGCUUUUUAUCAUCAUUCUAAUUUGUACCAAGUUAAGAACAAGAAAAAUUAUUAUGCUUAUAAAAUUGAUAUUUCUCCGUCGAUUAAGUCGUUUUUUAUAAAACAACUUAACGUGAGAAUUUUCCUUCCUCCGUUCUCUGAAGACGUUUCAAUAAUUUCAAGGGAUGACAACAUAAAUAUCUUGACAAGUAGUAAGAAAGAAUGGUUAGAUUGGUUUACCUUCAGAAAUGUAAUUGAAAUUCAAAUCGAGAAAUUCUUUCCUCAAAUAGACGAAAACUAUUACCAGAACAUGUUAGUUAUGUACAAGUUUAGGUUUUUUAAUAUUUUUCGGAAACCCAUCUUGAUCAUAUUUAUUUUGUUCCUUGUCAUACUCUUAUUUUUCUUUCUAAGGGGACUGACGUUCGAAUUUAACACGGAAAAUGAAAAUUUAGCUCGUAAGGAGCAUGCAGAGCAUAAGGUUUUUCUCGAAAAAUGCAAAGAGUUAUAUGAAAAUUUGUCUUACAUAUCAGACAAGUUGAUUCAGUCCCUGAGUAACCUAACCCCACAAGAGAAGAUGCACUUAAAAAAGGAACUGUUGGAAGGAGAGGAAAAGUGGACGUAUGAUUUUAUCUAUUUCACAAAUGAAUUUUACAGGAAUUUUGAAAACACCACUAAGAAACAAACAAUGCAAAAUUAUUUGGACAGAUGCUUUAAUUAUCAUGUUAUUGUGAAAAAGUAUUUCGAAGCACAGUUGUUGAAUGAUUUGAACAUCAAUUUGAAGGAAAUUGCUCAGGCAGAAAAAGAGCUCAUGCUUUUAUUAAAGUACAUUUAA